Messenger RNA from Neltuma alba, 461 nucleotides. Its product is annotated as auxin-induced protein X10A-like. The transcript has a single exon. Lineage: Eukaryota; Viridiplantae; Streptophyta; Magnoliopsida; Fabales; Fabaceae. Gene Ontology annotation, biological process: response to auxin. The record is from RefSeq and is a predicted model, not a curated record. Bases 60 to 335 code for a protein of 91 amino acids.
AUACUCUCAGGCAUCAUAUUCAAAUCCGUCCUGCAUAUUCUUCUUACAAAGAAAAAACAAUGGGUUUUCGUCUUCCUGGAAUCAAGAGAACUUCAUUUGCUGCAAAACCGACGUCUUCGAAAUCUGGUGAAGUGCCAAAGGGUUAUCUCGCAGUAUAUGUUGGAGAGAAAAUGGAGAGGUUUGUGAUCCCUAUAUCAUAUCUGAAUCAACCUUCGUUUCAAGAGUUGUUAACUGAAGCUGAAGAAGAAUUCGGGUUUGAUCAUCCAAUGGGUGCCCUCACUAUUCCUUGCACAGAAGAUGUUUUCCUAAAAGUCUCUUCUCUCUGUAGGUGCUAGGUGACAAAGACAAGAUUAGAUUAGUCCGCACAAUUUUGUAAUCCUUUUGGUUUGUGGAGAUUUUUGUUAUUUUUCUUCCCCUAUACGGGAAGUGAAAAAAUUGUUAUCUCAAAGGGAAGUUGAUGA